GAACCCUUUCUGAGUUGUCUAUGAAUAUUGCAGAUUCACUUGUGAUCUCUGCCACACGUAUUCUCCCAGAUAGUUAAUUGUCUUGCCAUGCACUUCUCAUCGUAUAAAAGCAUCUCUUCCAUUGUCUCAAGCUUGUCACCCACUAAGAAGAUAUCGUCUUGAGAUGGCCCAGAAUCCAAGGGUACAUGAUCUUCUUCUUCUACUCGUGCCCCUGUCAGUGCUCGUUCUCAUGAAUAUUACUGUUGCAGCAGGGCAAAACGCAUCCACAAAUGCAAAACCUUUCACGUUAGUUAACAACUGCAAAGAGAUGAUAUGGCCUGGAAUAAUAACAAAAGGUGACAGCAAUCGUGGUGAAGGUUUUGCUCUCAAACCAGGCCAAACCGCCAUCUACAAUGCUACGGUCGGAUGGAGUGGCCGGAUAUGGGCACGCACCGGUUGUAAUUUUGACAAGACCGGCACUGGAACAUGCCAGACUGGUAGCUGUGGCACCUCCCUGAAUUGCACAGGUCCAAGCAACCCGCCCAACACCAUUGCCGAAUUCACUAUCGGUGAUGAUGUUGAUUUCUACGAUCUUAGCCUUGUGGAUGGUUAUAAUUUGCCUAUAGUUAUUUCUCCUGUUAAUGGCAAAGGAAAUUGUAGCAUUGCUGGUUGCGAAGGAGACCUGAGACAGAAUUGCUCGUCUGAACUGGCUGUUAAGUCCAAUGGGAAGGUCAUUGCUUGCCGGAGCGCUUGUAAUGCAUUCAACACCGAUGAAUAUUGCUGCCGGGGAGCGUUUGCAGAUCCUGCUGCAUGUCAGCCAAGUAACUAUUCCAGGAGUUUUAAACAAGUAUGCCCUGCAGCAUCCAGUUAUGCAUUUGACGACCGAGCAAGCAUCAUAACAUGCUCUGCAUCAGAAUACAUCAUCGUCUUUUGUGCCUCGAGGAAUCAAAGCGUGUGCUCUUAUCACGACAAGAAGCUUGUUUGCAAUACAUCAACUGGUUCGACCGCACCUCCCCUGGACCUAGGAGGAUGGAUUCGGAUGCUGUCACUGUCUAUGUUAUUUAUUUUAAAAAUGAAGUUCUAGCAAUUUCUGUACCAGGCCAACUUAUGGGUUGGUCGCUAAUGAAUUGCAGCUCAACUCAAUUAAUAUUAGCGUCCCCUCUCUUCCAAGA
Molecule: messenger RNA, 1151 nt
Organism: Populus nigra (black poplar)
Lineage: Eukaryota; Viridiplantae; Streptophyta; Magnoliopsida; Malpighiales; Salicaceae
Product: pathogenesis-related thaumatin-like protein 3.5
Exons: 3
Coding region: 164-1063 (299 amino acids)
Biological process (GO): defense response
Cellular component (GO): extracellular region
Source: RefSeq, a predicted model, not a curated record